Capsella rubella is the source of this 1167-nucleotide messenger RNA. Its product is annotated as probable polygalacturonase At3g15720. Gene Ontology annotation, molecular function: polygalacturonase activity. Gene Ontology annotation, biological process: carbohydrate metabolic process. Bases 139 to 1167 code for a protein of 342 amino acids. NCBI's taxonomy places the organism in Eukaryota, Viridiplantae, Streptophyta, Magnoliopsida, Brassicales, Brassicaceae. The record is from RefSeq and is a predicted model, not a curated record. The transcript is spliced from 9 exons.
AUACUACGCAUUUUGUUCUUGUUGACUUUAUUACAUAAUGUUCUUGUAAAUGGCCAAAUCUAUGAUGUUCUUAAAUUUGGUGCCAAGGGAGAUGGUGUCUCCGAUGAUUCAAAGGCUUUUGUCAAAGCAUGGAGUGUUAUGUGUGGGUGUGGUGGAAAUAAUAGCACACUCCUUAUUCCUUCGAACAAAACAUUCUUACUACAACCUCUUAUAUUCCAAAGGCCUUGUAUAUCUCCUUCCGUACAAGUUAAGUUUGAUGGAAAGAUCGUUGCGCCUAUAAAUAAAGCAGCAUGGUUGAAAUAUAAGUUGUUAAGAUGGGUUAGUUUUACCGAAAUCAACGGUUUAACAAUUAUUGGUUCGGGAACAAUUCAUGGACGUGGUUCAUCAUUUUGGGAGCCAAGAAUGUCACCUUCAAAACGGCCUACUCAAUUGCAUUUUCAAAGAUGCAAUGAUCUCAAGAUAAUUGGAAUAACUUCAUUCAACAGUCCGAAAAAUCAUAUAUCGAUUAACGAGUGCAAAAGAGUUACAAUAACGGAGAUUAAACUCGUAGCUCCUCACGAUAGUCCUAAUACUGAUGGAAUUGAUAUCUCUGAAUCAAGUAAUAUUGAUAUUUACGACACCGUUAUUGGAACAGGAGAUGAUUGUGUAGCGAUAAACAAUGGAAGUAUGAAUAUCAAUAUCACAAGAAUGAAUUGUGGACCUGGCCAUGGAAUAAGUGUGGGAAGUCUAGGAAGAGAUGGAGAACAAUCUAUGGUUGAAAAUGUCCAAGUGACUAAUUGCACUUUCUUUAGGACAGAUAAUGGAGCUAGAAUUAAGACAUGGCCGAAUGGAAAAGGAUACGCAAGAAAUAUACUUUUUAAAAGCCUCAAAUUCACUGAAACCAAAAAUCCGAUAAUAAUUGACCAAAAUUAUGUAGAUAAGGGUCGCAUAGACGUGGAGGAAUCAGCAGUAGCAAUUAGUAACGUGACAUUUACAGAUAUUAGUGGAACGUCAUGGUUUGAUGAGAUUAUAAAGUUAGAUUGCAGCAAAGUCACAUAUUGCAAAGACAUUGUUCUUGAUAAAAUCGAUAUCGCUACGACUGAUGGAAAUACGCCAAUUGUUCAAUGCACUAAUGUGUAUGGAAAGUCUAUAAAUGCUCACGAGGUCGAUGGUUGUUUCAAAAGAUAG